This is a messenger RNA of Kockovaella imperatae, 1452 nucleotides long. RefSeq names its product Acetokinase family-domain-containing protein. The record is from RefSeq and is a predicted model, not a curated record. Bases 41 to 1333 code for a protein of 430 amino acids. Gene Ontology annotation, molecular function: acetate kinase activity. The transcript has 7 exons. NCBI's taxonomy places the organism in Eukaryota, Fungi, Basidiomycota, Tremellomycetes, Tremellales, Cuniculitremaceae. Gene Ontology annotation, biological process: phosphorylation; acetate metabolic process.
CAGCAAUAUCGAUAGUCUAUCGGACACCCGUGAUUUCACCAUGCCGCACAUCUUGGCGAUCAAUUGCGGUUCGUCAUCUAUCAAGGGGAAACUAUAUGCUAUCCCGAGCUCAUCUUCAGAGCCAUUGUCAGCUGUCGCGACACUCGGCGUCAGCAAUAUUGGAGCAAAAGGUGAAAAGGUGCAGAUAAAGGUCAAAUGGAGCAAUGAAGGCGAUCGAGAUGUAGAUGAGGAAGGAGAUGACGGAGACAGCGUAGACUAUAAAGCCAUGGUCCCGCUGUUGCUGGAUAAGAUUAUCUCUUCAGGCUCUGUACAAAAAGAUGACAUUAAAUAUGUCGCUCAUAGAGUGGUACACGGAGGGGAACACAAAAGGGGGAUACGUAUUUCAAAAGGACACGAAGAGGGGUUAGCCGAGAUGGAUGCUCUGAGCGAAUUCGCCCCGCUGCAUAACCACCAUGCCGUGCUUGCUGUCCGAUCUUGCCUAGAUGCAUUGCCGAACCAUACGUCGCUGUUGCUCUUCGAUACAUUAUUCCACCAAACCAUCCCCCCGGAAACAUACACCUAUGCUAUCCCUCCGCCGGACACAAAGAUCGUCAUGCCACUGAGGAAGUAUGGAUUUCACGGUCUGUCAUACGCAUCCAUCGUAUCACAACUGGCAGAGCAUCUUGGCAAACCUGAGUCUAAAGUCAACGUGGUAGUCGCACACCUUGGAAGUGGAGCAAGCAGUUGUUGUAUCAAACGUGGUCAAUCCAUCGACACCUCUAUGGGGUUGACUCCGUUGGAAGGGCUCAUCGGUGGCACUCGCUCAGGGACUAUUGACCCGACGGCCAUAUUUCACGCCAUUUCCGAUCCAGGAUCAGAUGCUGGAUUGGAGGGAAUGAAAGUGUCUAAAGCCGAAAUGAUCCUGAACAAGAAAUCUGGUCUGAGUGCAUUGGCGGGGACCACCGAUUUUGGAUUGAUCUUGUCGCGUUUGGACGCGUCCAAAGUCUCGGCGGACGAUCAUCGAUCGGCGAGUCUGGCGUACGCAGUGUACCUCGAUCGUCUACUUGGCUACGUCUCGCAAUACCUGUUCAAAUUGCUCGCUACCACACCUCUGUCCGAUAUUGACGGAAUCGUCUUUUCAGGCGGUAUAGGUGAACGAGGAGCCAAGCUCAGACACGAUGUCCUGGAUAAAUUCACAUGGCUAGGUGCCGAGAUUGAUUCGAGGGCGAAUGAUGUAAGCCAGGGCAGUGUGAGGGAAAUCACCGUCCAGGGUAGCAAGCUCAGAGGCUGGGUGGUGGAGACUGAUGAGGAAGGGUUAUGUGCUGAAUUGACGAGGCAAGAUUUUGGCUUUUGAAGGGUAGUCAAUCACAACUGGCGGGCGGGUAAUGAAUUUUUUUUUGACAUUUUUGUCUUUUUCAUUGUUCCUGUCAGGAGGAGAUGGUCCACCACUGCCUCUCAGGACAUGCAUGAUCU